This is a messenger RNA of Struthio camelus australis, 504 nucleotides long. The record is from RefSeq and is a predicted model, not a curated record. NCBI's taxonomy places the organism in Eukaryota, Metazoa, Chordata, Aves, Struthioniformes, Struthionidae.
AUGGCUCCGGCUUCUACACAGCCCAAACAGAGGAAACUCACUUCCUACCUCAUCUUCUACUUUUCCUUCAAGGAGCACGCCAAGGCCAGCCCCCAGCCUAUUAAUGGCAAAGAACUUUCCAAGAAAUGCUCAGAAAAAUGGAAAGCCAUGUCUAGGGAGGAAAAAAAGAAGUACGAAGACAUAGCAAAGCAGCACAACGCAAAAUACACAACGGCGAGAACGUCAGAUCCUCUAAGGGGAGUGAGGAGACAGCAGAGAAAAAGGCAAAGGAAAAGAAACAGCCUCACUACGAUGAAGCAGCCACUACCUGCUUUCUUUCUCUUCGCAGCAAAGCAUCGCCCAGCGCUGAGGAAAUCAAAUCCGCACUGGACAGCUGUAGAAACUGUCAAGAAGCUUGGGAAAAUGUGGCAUGAACAGCCAGAAAAAGACAAGGCAACGUACAAACGGCAGGCUGCCCUGCUGAGGAGGAAAAACCAGAGCAGAAAGCAGCAGGAUAGGGCAUGA